Messenger RNA from Calypte anna (Anna's hummingbird), 1219 nucleotides. Its product is annotated as signal-regulatory protein beta-1. Bases 192 to 899 code for a protein of 235 amino acids. NCBI's taxonomy places the organism in Eukaryota, Metazoa, Chordata, Aves, Apodiformes, Trochilidae. The transcript has 4 exons. The record is from RefSeq and is a predicted model, not a curated record. Gene Ontology annotation, cellular component: plasma membrane.
GCAGCCCCCGCCGUCGGGGGGGCCCCGCAGGCGCUUGGUCCCCGGCCGAUGCCCUCGGGGUCGAAUCGCGGCGGAGCUCCCCGGAGCAGGCACCACAAGUGUUAACAGCCCGCGGCCGCUCGCCUCAAUUUCCUGUCCCGCUUCUCCUUUUCCUUCUCCCGCAGCCGGAGCCCAAAUUUCGGACAGUGCCGAUGGCCUGGCGAGCAGCUGCGGCGGCUCAGCUCCUGCUCGGGCAGCUCAGCCUCUUCGCCCUCCGGCUCUCGGGUGUGGGUGCCCAGGUGAGUGAAGGCUUCCAGCUGCAGCAGCCUCAGGACAAGGUGUCAGUGACAGCGGGGGAAACGCUCACCUUGACCUGCACCACAUCUGGAUAUGGUCCUCCUGGCCCCCUGAAGUGGCUGAAGGGCUGGGGCAUGGGGAAUGAGACUGUUUAUGACCAGAACAGCGUGUUCCCCCGUGUGACCAGGGCAGAGCCUGGAUCCAACACAGAUUUCAGCAUCUACCUCCGGGAUGUUGGCCCCGAGGAUGCUGGCACCUAUUACUGUGUCAAGUUCCGCAAACGGUUUGGUGUGGAUGAGAUGUUCCAGCACGGGAAGGGCACAGAGGUGUCCCUGCAUGCAGCAAAGUCCCUGAUGCAGAGACCUCACAUCUGUCCAGCCAGCUCCACAGGAAGGAUGAACACGAGAUCCACUACGCCGACCUCCAGCCCCUGCCCACAGCCCCACGGCACGGCAGGACCCUUCCCCCCCCAUCCUGCUCUGAGUACGCCAGUGUGCGGGUGGCUGCCAAGUGACAUGUGGCACUGCCACCUGAGGAGCUCCUUCAGGAGAGGGAGCAGGGACGUUUCUGCAGGGCACAAGAAGGAAGAAGUGGAUCUGCCUGCGUGGCACAGCCCGGCCUGAGUUCAGCACGCUGUGCUCGGUUCUGGAAAAGCUCCCCAUAACCAUUCCUGUCUCAGCAGUGGUGCUGGGUGAGGCUCUGGGAUGGACCUGCAGUGCUCAGGACUCAGUAACCAUCUCAAGCACAAGAUCAGGCCACGGGCUGAGCACCUCUGCCUGGUGCAAGCCAUGCAGUGCCAAUGGCUCCAGGAGGACCCCAGCCUCACCUGUCUGCACCAGCACAGGCCACCCCAGGCCUGUCCCAGCUCAACAGGUCCAUAAGUUGUGUUAUCGAGCCCGUCUUCAUUAAAGCCAACAAACAGCCCUCCAGCCCUGCUGUGUUC